Saprolegnia parasitica CBS 223.65 is the source of this 602-nucleotide messenger RNA. RefSeq lists its product as hypothetical. Bases 1 to 510 code for a protein of 169 amino acids. Lineage: Eukaryota; Oomycota; Saprolegniomycetes; Saprolegniales; Saprolegniaceae. The transcript has a single exon. The record is from RefSeq and is a predicted model, not a curated record.
AUGGCGACGCUCCGAGCCCGCGCGCAGCAAGAGAAGGUCCAUGCUCGGCCGCGCGACCUCUUCCUCCCGUUCACGCCCAUGGAAAAGGAGGAAGCAGAGAUUCUUGUGGACCGUGUGGCCAAAGAGGCCGGCGCGCUUGUUCUGAACGAGCCGACCAAGUCGCUCCUCAAGCCGCUGCGGCCAAUGGCCCUUGGUGUCAACGAAGUCUCGCGGCUCCUCGAGCACCGCCACGCACGUGUUGUCGUCAUGUCCUCAGACGCCUCGGUGCUUGGUAUGUGCAGCCACGUGGCGGUCAUGGCCAUUCAGCUCAACGUCCCGAUCUGUGUCGUCCCGCUCACCUCCGCUGCCCUUGGCGCGAUUUUCAAGCUCAAGCAAGUCUCGGUCUUUGGCUUUCGCACUCUUCCAACGAACGCCAACAGCGUCGCAGAGCUCGAGGAUGCCAUUGUGCAGCUGCGGUCGAUCCAAGAUUUUGUCGUGGCCAAGGCGUCACCCAUUGUGCACACGCAGUAGAAAGGACGGCCAGCGUGGCAUAUUGGACUGUAGACCUCUGGUUGACGCAAACUAUUGUCCAUCAAUAUAUAUAUAGUAUUAGUGCAUACGGC